Molecule: messenger RNA, 381 nt
Organism: Penaeus indicus
Lineage: Eukaryota; Metazoa; Arthropoda; Malacostraca; Decapoda; Penaeidae
Exons: 4
Coding region: 1-381 (126 amino acids)
Source: RefSeq, a predicted model, not a curated record
AUGAGCAGCCUGGGGAAGCCAUGGGCACGGCUCCCCCUUAACCACGACUCUGAACACUGUCCAUGGAAUACUAUCCCCCCCUUAAUCCCUGUUGUCACAUCAUCCACCCAGGUCACUCCUAAACCCCCAGGAGACAUCCCUCCUUUCCCAACAUCCUCUUCUUCAACUCCACUCCCACAACUUUCUACAUCAACUACCCCAUCCUACCCCAUUAACUGUCCACCUCUCCACAUAUCAGUACAAUGCUACACCAUCUCCCCUAGAGACCGUCGUAAGUCCCCCACCAAUACUGCCAAGAUUACCUUCCACACUUCAGUCACUACUUCCCCAGUACCCAAACCUCUGCCUCCUCACCCAAUUCAUCGCACAAGACAAGCUUAA